Priapulus caudatus is the source of this 518-nucleotide messenger RNA. RefSeq names its product ubiquitin-60S ribosomal protein L40. Lineage: Eukaryota; Metazoa; Priapulida; Priapulimorpha; Priapulimorphida; Priapulidae. Gene Ontology annotation, biological process: protein ubiquitination; modification-dependent protein catabolic process; translation. The record is from RefSeq and is a predicted model, not a curated record. The transcript is spliced from 5 exons. Bases 43 to 429 code for a protein of 128 amino acids. Gene Ontology annotation, molecular function: protein tag activity; structural constituent of ribosome; ubiquitin protein ligase binding. Gene Ontology annotation, cellular component: ribosome; nucleus; cytoplasm.
CCCUCUUUUUCCUGCAGGUCGUGCUGUUGAAAAACUGCAGCCAUGCAGAUCUUUGUGAAAACCCUUACUGGGAAAACCAUUACCCUUGAGGUGGAAGCCAGUGAUUCCAUAGAGAAUGUGAAGGCUAAAAUCCAGGACAAGGAAGGUAUUCCUCCGGAUCAGCAGCGUCUGAUCUUUGCGGGCAAACAGCUGGAAGAUGGCCGUACUCUGUCCGAUUACAACAUCCAGAAAGAGUCCACUCUUCACCUGGUGCUGCGUCUCCGUGGUGGUAUCAUUGAGCCUAGCUUGCGUAUGUUGGCACAGAAGUAUAACUGUGACAAGAUGAUCUGCAGAAAGUGUUACGCUCGCCUUCACCCCCGUGCUGUGAACUGCCGCAAGAAGAAGUGUGGUCACACAAGUAACCUUAGGCCCAAGAAGAAGCUGAAGUAGAUUUGCUGACAUAUCACACCGCUGAUAAAUUUCCUGUAGUUUUCAAUAACUAUAAAUAAAUCGAAACGUUUUCCGAUACCAAAAGGUAA